This is a messenger RNA of Photinus pyralis (common eastern firefly), 630 nucleotides long. RefSeq lists its product as uncharacterized. Lineage: Eukaryota; Metazoa; Arthropoda; Insecta; Coleoptera; Lampyridae. Bases 16 to 552 code for a protein of 178 amino acids. The record is from RefSeq and is a predicted model, not a curated record. The transcript has a single exon.
UGGUUAAUUAUUAUCAUGCUAUCAUACAAGAAUUUUGAGCUCAUUCCAAAAUCUGUUUUAGGUGAACAACCUGCGAAAGGCUUAUGGGGUAUCAAACACACACGAAAACCAGUAGAUAUUUUGGUAGCAGCUGCAAAAAACGUCUCGGAGAAUGGACCACUACCCUUAGUAACAGUCGAGGUCUCCACAGGAGGACUAAAGAUUCUUCAGCACUCUCCGAAAUCAAAAUCAAAGAGCCUGCCAAUAAAUUCUUUCAAAGUCGACACGAUCUCCUACGGCGUGCAGGAUUUAGUUUACACACGCGUGUUUUGCAUGAUCAUCGUAGACGACACGAACCAAAAGGGCGCUUUACCAUUUCAUUGUCACGCAUUCGUUUGUGAUUCCAGAGCGCAAGCCCGAAGAUUGACGUACGCACUUGCCGCUGCUUUUCAGGAGUUCGGCAACAAAGUAAAAGAGGGUUGCGAUCUUCCUUACGUCAAGAAAAAAUUCGCCAUCGAUUUGCGUACUCCGGAAGAACUUGGACGGGCAAGUGAUGAAGAAACUGAAGCUUAGAGUUAGAGUUACCUUUUAGUUUUUAAUGUUGUUAUUAAUAGUCGUCGUGUAAGUAAACGUGGAUUUAAUUUGUUUUUA